AUGAGCUGGACUAUGCCCUCUCCUUCAUUCACCUUUACUAGAAAUAUGGAGAACAGAAAUCAAUCAACAGUGACUGAAUUUAUCUUCACUGGGUUCCCUCAGCUUCAGGAUGGUAGUCUCCUGUACUUCUUUCCUUUACUUUUCAUCUAUACUUUUAUUAUCAUUAGUAACUUACUAAUUUUUUCUGCUGUAAGGCUGAACACCCAUCUCCACAACCCCAUGUAUAAUUUUAUUAGUAUAUUUUCCUUUCUGGAGAUCUGGUACAGCACAGCCACCAUUCCCAAGAUGCUCUCCAACCUCAUCAGUGAAAAGAAGGCCAUCUCCAUGACUAGCUGCCUCUUGCAGAUGUAUUUCUUCCACUCACUUGGAAAUUCAGAGGGCAUCUUACUGACCACCAUGGCCAUUGACAGAUACGUUGCCAUCUGCAGCCCUCUUCGCUAUCAUAUGAUCAUGACCCCCUGGCUCUGUGCUCAGCUCUCUGCAGGUUCCUGUAUCUUUGGUUUCCUUAUCCUGCUUCCCGAGAUUGUGAUAAUUUCCACACUGCCUUUCUGUGGGCCCAACCAAAUCCAUCAGAUCUUCUGUGACUUGGUCCCCGUGCUGAGCCUGGCCUGUACAGACACGUCCAUGAUUCUGAUUGAGGAUGUGAUCCAUGCUGUGACCAUCAUCAUUACCGGUCUAAUCAUUGCCCUGUCCUAUAUAAGAAUUAUCACUGUGAUACUGAGGAUUCCAUCUGCUGAAGGGAGGGGAAAGGCUUUUUCUAGCUGUGCAGGCCACCUCAUGGUCUUCCUGAUAUUCUUUGGCAGUGUAUCACUCAUGUACUUGCGUUUCAGUGACACUUAUCCGCCGGUUUUGGACACAGCCAUUGCACUGAUGUUUACUGUACUUACUCCAUUCUUCAAUCCCAUCAUUUAUAGCCUGAGAAACAAGGACAUGAAGAAUGCAAUUAAAAAACUGCUCUGUCUUCAAAAAGUGUUGACCAAGUCUGGCAAGUCUGGAGGUUAA
Messenger RNA from Saimiri boliviensis boliviensis (Bolivian squirrel monkey), 1002 nucleotides. NCBI's taxonomy places the organism in Eukaryota, Metazoa, Chordata, Mammalia, Primates, Cebidae. The record is from RefSeq and is a predicted model, not a curated record.